CACACACACACACACACACACACUGGGAGAGCGGUAAUGCUGAAUCUGACAGUCGGUGUGUGUUUCCUUGCCCUCAUCCUGUAACCCGGGACACAGAGACAUGGCAGCGCGCGGAGCAGAAAACACAGACCCCACGGAGGAGUGCUUUGAAGAUGCCUAUGACCGAAUCCCAGUUGCCUCUAGGAUGGACCUGCCGUCGUCUAUAGAGGAGUGCACUCUGGCUCUCAAUUUGCUGCUGAACAACAAGUUCACUGAAGCUCUGGAUGUCCUCAGGCCCUGGUAUAAGGACAGUGUGUAUCAUGCUCUGGGUUACAGCAGUAUUCUGGUGAUGCAAGCAGGAAUGACUUUUGAGCACAAGGACAUUCAGGUUGCCAUGACAGCCAUCAAAGAGUCUCUGCAAACCUGCCAGAAGUUCAGAAAGAGAAGGUCGAUGGUGGACUCACUCUCCAGUUUGGUGUCUAAACAGUCAUCUAAUGGCAUGAAAGCAGAGGAGAUGCAUGCAGAGAUAUGUUAUGCUGAGUGUCUGUUACAGAAAGCUGCACUGACCUUCAUACAGGAUGAGAACAUGAUCAGCUUCAUUAAGGGAGGCAUGAAAAUCCGCACCAGCUAUCAGAUAUACAAAGAUUGCCAGAAUGUGUUAAGUGUGUGUCAGAGUGCGGACAGACACAUUGAGGCCUUCACACAGUUUGAAAGUGGCGUGAACCUGGGCAUCGGCUCCUUCAACCUGAUGUUGUCGCUGCUGCCUGCACGAAUCCUCCGACUGCUGGAGUUCAUCGGCUUCUCAGGGAACAGAGAGUUUGGGCUAGCCCAGCUAAGAGAAGGAGCAGCGACUUACAGUCUAAGAUCCAUCUUGUGUGUAUUAACACUGUUGUUGUACCACACCUACGUCUGCCUUAUCCUCGGAACAGGAGAAGGGGAUUUAGUGGAGUCAGAGGCUCUGUUACAGCCGUUUGUGGACAAGUUUCCUAACGGUUCCAUCAUCCUGUUCUACACAGCACGGAUUGCUGUACUGCGUGGACAUUUCCAAAAGGCACAGCAGAAGUUUGAGGAAUGCAUUAGUUCUCAGCAGCAGUGGCGUCAGAUUCAUCACCUGUGUUACUGGGAGCUGAUGUGGUGUCACUCCUUCCAGCAGCAGUGGAGUGAAGCGUAUCGUUACGCUGAUCUGCUGUGCAGAGAGAGCCGCUGGUCUAAGGCGAUCUAUGUGUAUCAGAAAGCUGCUAUUCUCAGCAUGAUGAGUGAAGAUGAGCUGAAGAACACUGGGGAGGACAUUGUGGACUUAUUCAGGCAGGUGGAGGGCCUGAAGCAGCGUUUAGCUGGGAAGUCCAUCCCCACUGAGAAGUUUGCAGUGAGGAAAGCUCGUCGAUACUCAGGAGCCAAACCCAUCGCACUGGUCAUCCCUGCUCUGGAAAUGAUGUACCUGUGGAACGGGUUUACUAUCGUGGGGAAGCAGCCGGAUGCCACCGAGGCGUUACUGAUCACUAUAGAGAGAGCAGAGGAGCAACUGAGGAAUGAUCCCAAGCCUACAGAAUAUCACAUGGAUGAUGAGUGUUUGGUGCAGAUGUUGAAGGGUUUGUGUCUGAAACAUCUGGGCAGGUUACUACAAGCAGAGCUCUGCUACUCCCAUGUCAUCGCAAGUGAGAAGAGGAUUUUUUAUGAUCAUUAUUUGAUCCCUUUCACUCUCUAUGAGCUCGGUUUACUCUACAAACUACAGGGAGACGUCACCAAGGCAACCAGAUACAUUGAAGAUGCCAAGGUGAAUUAUAAAGAUUAUUCCAUGGAGUCUCGUUUGCAUUUUCGCAUCCACGCUGCACUGAACAGCCUGAAAGGUACUCCGGUAAACUCACCAUAGCAACGGGCACAUCACAUGCUGACCUUUGACCUUCAUGAUGGGAGCAACAUCAUCACAGUACUGUAACGAGUGAAACACUCCAAAAAACACACUCACACACACACACACACACACAC
This is a messenger RNA of Tachysurus fulvidraco (yellow catfish), 1965 nucleotides long. RefSeq names its product tetratricopeptide repeat protein 39B. Gene Ontology annotation, molecular function: protein binding. Lineage: Eukaryota; Metazoa; Chordata; Actinopteri; Siluriformes; Bagridae. The record is from RefSeq and is a predicted model, not a curated record. The transcript has 19 exons. The coding region runs from base 101 to 1849 and encodes 582 amino acids.